AGGGACCAGCACGAGCUAGCCUCCCUCACACAGCACUGCAAGCUAUACUGACGCAGACUCUCCUGAAGCCCCUCACCAUGUCUCAGACUGCCAAGUCCGCCUCCAGCCAGGGCACCGAUGCCAAGGACAAGGGAGCCCCAGCUCCAGCUGCCACCAGCAAGGCCACCAAGACCGGAGAGCCUGGCAUGGGAUCCUUCAGAAUCAUGCUGUUCGACCAGGAGAACUUCCAGGGCAGGAUGAUCGAGGUCCAGAAUGAGUGUAUGAACGUGUGUGACCGUGGCAUGGAUAGAGUGCGUAGUAUCAUUGUGGAGUGCGGCCCCUUUGUUGCCUUCGAGCAGACUAACUUCCGUGGGGAGAUGUUCAUCCUGGAGAAGGGAGAGUAUCCUCGCUGGGAUACCUGGAGCAACUCCUACCGCAGCGACUGCCUCAUGUCCCUCAGGCCCAUCCGAAUGGACAGCAUGGAGCACAAGAUCUGCCUGUAUGAGCUCUCUGACUUCAAGGGCAACAAGAUGGAGAUCCAGGAGGAUGAUGUGCCCACCCUCUGGGCGCAUGGCUUCUGCGACAGAGUGGGCAGCGUGAGGGUGCCAGGAGGAGCGUGGGUGGGUUACCAGUACCCUGGAUACAGAGGCUACCAGUACCUGUUUGAGUGCGGUGACUACAGACACUACAAUGACUUCUGCGCCUUCCAGCCCCAGAUCCAGUCCAUGCGCCGUAUCAGGGACAUGCAGUUCCACCAGAGAGGAUGCUUCACCUUCACCUCCGCCAGCAAGUGAAUGACACCUGCUGGCUGCCCGGUGCUGUUGCAGCCACGCAGCCCGCUCAGCUUUUUAUCUCUCCAAACAAGCCCUUUCUCCAGUCUCCAGUGCUUUCCUUAAUCCCCACAUCAUCGCUCCAUCCCAGAGGAAAGACAGAAUGAGAGCACAUACACUGGACAACAUUAAGUGACUUUUUAUGGUGCUAAAAAUAAACAUGUUGUGAAAACCUGAA
Messenger RNA from Archocentrus centrarchus (flier cichlid), 987 nucleotides. RefSeq names its product crystallin, beta B1 (gene crybb1). The coding region runs from base 78 to 773 and encodes 231 amino acids. Gene Ontology annotation, biological process: visual perception; lens development in camera-type eye. Lineage: Eukaryota; Metazoa; Chordata; Actinopteri; Cichliformes; Cichlidae. The transcript has 6 exons. The record is from RefSeq and is a predicted model, not a curated record. Gene Ontology annotation, molecular function: structural constituent of eye lens.